Plectropomus leopardus (leopard coralgrouper) is the source of this 1196-nucleotide messenger RNA. The record is from RefSeq and is a predicted model, not a curated record. Lineage: Eukaryota; Metazoa; Chordata; Actinopteri; Perciformes; Serranidae.
CAUCUGUUCAUACUGGCAAUAGAUUCAGAAAACACCAAAGAGGACAAAGUUGUGGCUCAGAUCAAAAAACUUCAAGGGACCUUUGGAGAAAAUGUGACGGCUCACUUGGUCGUCAUGUUGCCAGACACCAAAAGCGCCCAUUCACUCCGUCAGCUGAAGCAAAAGUUCAACACCCAACUGGCAGUCGCCAGUGAAACGCUGGCCAGCGAAUGUAGGAACUGGUGUUCGGACCGUCAGCCAUUCUGCUAUGACUACAAAAACUACAGUGAAGAUGUGGUGUUAAGAAGAAUGACGGGUUUAGAGAACAUAAGUUUGGAUGGCCAGCCUGUGUAUCACCGUGGGAGAGCAGGUGACGGUGUCUUUGAAGAGCCAGACGACAUAUUUAACAUCGUUCUGCUGGGACCGAAUGGGACCGGAAAGAGUGCAUCUGCAAACACCAUCCUGGCUGCUGGGCACCCCAACCAGGAUUCAUUGCAACUUUUUAGAUCUGAGCCAAGCCCCAUGCUGGUCACCACCCAGUGUGAGGUCAGAAUAGUGGAGAAACCAUUCGGGACCAAAGUGAGACUGGUCGACACCCCAGACUUCUUUCACGACCAACUCAGAAACUCCCAGGCUCAGGUGGAGGAGUGCAAGAAGUACUGUAAGCCCGGACAAUGCCUGGUGCUACUCGUGUUACGGCUGGGCCACUUCACGAACAUCGAGAGAGGAAUAUUAGAAAAGCUGGAGAAGAAGUUCGGUUGGGAGAUCAGGGAGAGCACAAUUGUCCUGCUGACCCAUGGAGAGGAGCUGGCGGGAAGUCUGGAGAAGUUUAUAAACGCACAUGAUCGCCUCAAGAGCGUUAUUGAGCUGUGCGAAGACCGAUAUCAUCUGUUUAGCAACACCUCUAACAACAAGAAGCAAGUCAUGGAGCUCAUCAAGAAAAUGCCAGAUUAUAAAAAUCUUUUCCCAAAGUUUGCAAAAAAGCAAAAUACUCGCUGCUGCAUACUUUAGCUAUGCUGUAUGUGCAAAUGACAAAGUGCUCUAAAAGAAUACUUACGGAUUAGCGUAGUAUUUUUGACUAACAAUGGACAGUUAAAAAUAAACAAUCAAUGCAGAACCACACAUAAUAGCACUGGAUCUGUGCCCUUGGUACCCCGGCCGAGGUGCAACGAAAAAUCGGGACGGUAAGAAACUGUUCUAUUGGUACCAUCCAAAAU